UCGAGCGCUGCUGCCCGGAGCCGCGGAGGUCGUGGGUUUUGUUGCGGCGACUGCUGUGGCGGCGGUUGGGCCGGCGGUGGGAGGUAGUCGUGAAAUCCAGACUUGGUUCACUACUUUUUUGCCACCAUGGGGGAGCUUUUCCGGAGUGAGGAGAUGACGCUGGCUCAGUUAUUUCUACAAUCAGAAGCUGCUUAUUGUUGCGUCAGUGAAUUAGGAGAACUCGGAAAGGUUCAGUUUCGAGAUUUAAAUCCAGAUGUGAAUGUUUUCCAGCGGAAAUUUGUGAAUGAAGUUAGAAGAUGUGAAGAAAUGGAUCGAAAGCUUCGAUUUGUUGAGAAAGAGAUAAGAAAAGCUAACAUCCCAAUUAUGGACACUGGUGAAAACCCAGAGGUUCCCUUCCCCCGGGACAUGAUUGACUUAGAGGCCAAUUUUGAGAAGAUUGAAAAUGAACUGAAGGAAAUCAACACAAACCAGGAAGCUCUGAAGAGAAAUUUCCUGGAACUAACUGAAUUAAAAUUUAUACUUCGCAAAACUCAGCAGUUUUUUGAUGAGAUGGCGGAUCCAGACCUGUUGGAAGAGUCCUCAUCCCUCUUGGAGCCAAGUGAAAUGGGAAGAGGCACACCUUUAAGGCUUGGCUUCGUGGCUGGUGUGAUUAACCGGGAGCGCAUUCCUACUUUUGAACGCAUGCUUUGGCGAGUGUGCCGAGGGAAUGUGUUCCUGAGACAGGCUGAAAUCGAGAACCCCCUGGAGGAUCCUGUAACUGGUGACUACGUGCACAAGUCUGUGUUUAUCAUUUUCUUCCAAGGCGAUCAGCUGAAAAACAGAGUGAAGAAAAUCUGUGAAGGGUUCCGAGCUUCACUCUAUCCCUGUCCUGAGACACCACAGGAGAGGAAAGAAAUGGCUUCUGGAGUCAAUACCAGGAUUGAUGAUCUCCAAAUGGUUCUGAAUCAAACGGAGGAUCACCGCCAAAGGGUUCUGCAGGCAGCUGCUAAGAACAUUCGGGUCUGGUUCAUCAAGGUGCGGAAGAUGAAGGCUAUCUACCACACCCUGAACCUGUGCAACAUAGACGUGACCCAGAAAUGCCUGAUUGCAGAGGUUUGGUGCCCAGUCACUGACCUUGACUCCAUCCAGUUUGCGCUCAGAAGGGGCACGGAACACAGUGGUUCCACUGUGCCCUCCAUUCUGAACCGGAUGCAGACAAACCAGACUCCCCCGACCUAUAACAAAACCAACAAGUUCACAUAUGGCUUUCAGAACAUAGUAGAUGCUUAUGGAAUUGGGACUUACCGAGAGAUAAACCCAGCUCCGUACACCAUCAUCACGUUCCCUUUUCUAUUUGCUGUGAUGUUUGGAGACUUUGGCCAUGGCAUUUUGAUGACCCUUUUUGCUGUGUGGAUGGUGUUAAGGGAGAGCCGGAUCCUCUCCCAGAAGAGCGAGAAUGAGAUGUUUAGCACCGUGUUCAGUGGUCGAUACAUUAUCCUGUUGAUGGGUGUGUUCUCCAUCUACACUGGCCUCAUCUACAAUGACUGUUUUUCCAAGUCUCUUAAUAUCUUUGGGUCAUCCUGGAGUGUACGGCCGAUGUUCACUGUAUAUAAUUGGACGGAAGACACGCUUCGGGGGAACCCUAUUCUUCAAUUGAACCCAACUGUUCAAGGAGUUUUUGGUGGACCAUACCCAUUUGGCAUUGAUCCGAUUUGGAACAUUGCAACCAAUAAACUGACCUUUCUCAACUCCUUUAAAAUGAAGAUGUCUGUUAUUCUUGGUAUCAUCCAUAUGAUGUUUGGAGUCAGCCUGAGCCUUUUCAAUCAUAUCUAUUUCAAGAAGCCCCUGAAUAUCUACUUUGGAUUUAUUCCUGAAAUAAUCUUCAUGUCCUCUUUGUUUGGCUACUUGGUUAUCCUUAUUUUUUACAAGUGGACAGCCUAUGAUGCUCACACAUCUGAGAAUGCACCAAGCCUUCUGAUCCAUUUUAUAAACAUGUUCCUGUUUUCCUACCCAGAUUCUGGGUAUCCAAUGCUGUAUUCUGGACAGGAAGGAAUUCAGUGUUUCCUGGUAGUGGUUGCACUACUGUGUGUACCUUGGAUGCUGCUCUGUAAGCCACUGGUCCUUCGCCAUCAAUAUUUGAGGAGGAAGCAUUUGGGAACUCUGAACUUUGGUGGGAUCAGGGUGGGCAACGGACCAACAGAGGAGGAUGCUGAGAUUAUUCAGCAUGACCAGCUCUCCACCCAUUCUGAGGACGCGGAAGAGCCUACCGAGGACGAAGUGUUUGACUUUGGGGACACAAUGGUCCACCAGGCCAUCCACACCAUUGAAUACUGCCUGGGCUGCAUCUCCAACACUGCUUCCUACCUGCGGCUCUGGGCCCUCAGCCUUGCUCAUGCACAGCUGUCUGAGGUGCUUUGGACCAUGGUGAUCCACAUCGGCCUGAGUGUGAAGAGCUUGGCAGGAGGUUUGGCGCUGUUCUUCAUCUUCGCAGCCUUCGCCACCCUGACUGUAGCCAUCCUGCUGAUCAUGGAGGGCCUCUCAGCCUUCCUCCAUGCACUGCGGUUACACUGGGUUGAGUUCCAGAAUAAAUUUUAUAGCGGUACUGGUUUCAAGUUCCUACCCUUCUCCUUUGAGCACAUUCGGGAAGGGAAGCUUGAUGAAUGAGCCCCUGGUAGGGCUGCCCCAGCUGAACUCAUCUCCACUAUCUUCCUCCCACCCUUGUUCCCUAAUGAGUUACUGAGAGCUGCUUGUGCACUCUCCCAGGCUGGGAUGGGCAUGGGCCACUCUGCCCCAGCUUCACUGUGCCCUGGUCCACUGUGACCUAACCCGAACCUUGUGCAGAGACCCCUACCCCAUGGUGCCUGGUUUACAUGUGACCUUUGCUCUGCUUACUAUAGGGUUUGGAGCAGGAGUUCUUGUCAGAGACCCUGCCCAAGGCUCUUCUGUUCAGACAUUCCUGUGCUAAAUAAAGUGUGUUUGACUCUCUUG
Molecule: messenger RNA, 2967 nt
Organism: Castor canadensis (American beaver)
Lineage: Eukaryota; Metazoa; Chordata; Mammalia; Rodentia; Castoridae
Gene: Atp6v0a1
Product: ATPase H+ transporting V0 subunit a1
Biological process (GO): proton transmembrane transport; vacuolar acidification
Cellular component (GO): vacuolar proton-transporting V-type ATPase complex; plasma membrane; vacuolar proton-transporting V-type ATPase, V0 domain
Molecular function (GO): ATPase binding; proton-transporting ATPase activity, rotational mechanism
Source: RefSeq, a predicted model, not a curated record